Octopus sinensis (East Asian common octopus) is the source of this 2487-nucleotide messenger RNA. RefSeq lists its product as uncharacterized. Lineage: Eukaryota; Metazoa; Mollusca; Cephalopoda; Octopoda; Octopodidae. Gene Ontology annotation, molecular function: protein binding. Bases 30 to 2360 code for a protein of 776 amino acids. The transcript has 10 exons. The record is from RefSeq and is a predicted model, not a curated record.
UUUUCUUCGUAGGCUCAUCAGAAUCCAAAAUGCUUCCUGAAUUAUUCCGGGAACAUCACAAGAAGAUGAUUGAUGAUUUGCGGAAGGCUAUCACAAGUUACAUUACGAUCAUACAGAUUUAUGGAUUGUGUUUUGUUGGGAAAACAGAAUUAAUAAAGCAAGUUCUGAAGGUAGUCAAGACAGAGACAUCAAGAGAAGUCCAAUAUUUUUGUUGUAAAACAAAUUAUGUUGAUUGCCAAAAUCUUGGCAAAUUAAAACGGGGAAAUAUCAUUGUUUUCGAUCAUUUUGACACUUUACUACCCACUAAAAGAUCUGAAGAACUCGAGUUCAUGAGAAAUUCCAGUAUCACUUUUCCAGAGACCACUUUUAUACUGGUGUUUCGAGGGCUUGAACCAUUAUUGACCAAUGAACUUUGUACAAAAGAAUUCCAGGUGUUGCCUUUAGGAAAAUCAAAAGCGAGAGAACUCUUUGACUGUGAGUUCUCAUCAAAUUUGCCUUCUAGCUGUGAGGGGUUGGUUAAUACACUUCUUGAUUGGUGUUGUGGAUUCCCUUUAAUGAUACUCGAACUUGCUAAAACAUUGUCACUUUUCCCUAACGAAAAAGGUGUUGAAGAUUGUUUUGAAAAAUUUGAAAUUCCAGAUAGAUAUUUUAAAUAUAUUAAAGGUAUGUUAAAAAGAACAUCACAACCUGUUCAAAAAUUACUGGCCAUACUGUCUCAUUCAGAUGUCAAGUUCUCGUAUGACUAUCUUCAAAGAGCAGCUGAAAGGGCUAACUGCAGCGAAAACAGCUUAGAAAAUCCGAGUCAUGUCAUCAAGAAAUCAGGAUUACUCAUUGAAAACGAAGACCAAACUUACAGCUUACAACCAGUCAUCAGACAAGCUUGCAGCCAGUUAUGGCCAGACAACCAGUCAACCAGUCAACCAGUCAACCAAUCGCUAGUUAACCAAUCAUUCUACAGUGUGAGGUCCUCAUGCCUUGCACGUUUGAAUUUUAAUCACAUGACUGGAGAAAUAUUUCUAACGGCUGCAAGCUAUUUCCAGGACAACAAAUUUCAACAGGUACACAAUAUUCUUGCUGACCAUAAACACACAAUUCUAACUUUGUUUGGCAAAGUGCUUCACGGCCCAGAUGGUGACUGUUUGUAUUUUCAAAACCUUUAUGCUCUCUGUGAGAAAGCUGGUAAGAUUAUUUCUCUGCAUCCUAAUAGAGCAGUCAGCUUUUACCAGUGUUGCUACGAUAUGUCUUGCCUGUUCGGCUCCAAAGGGGAACAAGCUUUCCUUCAAUACAAGAUCGGUCAGUCUCUUAUUAAGCAUUCAGUUGACAGGAAUCUCUCAAAAGGUGAAGAGUUUUGCAAGAAAGCACUUGGCACCCUUCAAACUUUGAAGGAUAAUUUCAAGAUAAUCAACGUAUAUACUACAUUGGCCAUGAUCUCUUAUUGGAAAGGCUCCUGGAACGAUGCCCGCAGGUAUUGCGAAGCAGCCAUCGAAAUCGAGAUAGAUGACAGAAGUGCAAAAGAAGAGAAAUUUGCGAAAACUUUUUGUAGAAGCAUCUUGGCGUACAAUUACAUGUGUCAAGGCCUUAUUGCCAAAGGGAUUGCAAUUACAGAUGAAUUAGUGGCGGAUCCAGUCUGCCCAUCUCACCCAACUUUUGGCAUAAUCAUAAGUACACUAGCUUGGUCAUAUUACCUAAAAGGUUAUAAAGAUUUUGCCUUAGAUCUCUACAAAAAAUCUUUGGCAGUGUUAAAAAACAAUCUUCUGGAGAAGAACCGAUGGGUAGUACCUAUGUGCUACAUUGCUGACCUGGAAUCCGACUUGAAAAGAGAGCAUAGUAAGGGCUAUUUUCUGAAGAAGAUUUAUGAUGCAGAAAUGUACCAAAAAGAAUCUUGUAUUAAGCACGUAAACUUUCAUAGGAUAAACUUGGUCAAAGCUAAGAUCCAUCUAAGAAUUGGAAAUUUAUUAGUGGCGAUGAAUACUUUGGUAGACGCAGAGAAUGAUAUGACAAAGUCUGGUUCACUUCAUUAUAUCUUGGUGGAUAUCCAGAUAUGGCUGGCACAUUGUUACCUGAUUAAUGGGCAAACAGACUUAGCCACAAAGAAAUUUGAGGAGAGCUACCAGACCUUGGAACAAUUAAGGCAUCCCUGCGACAAUUCCUGUAAAACCAUCGCCAGGAACCAUCUGACGAAUCCGAGCAAUUGCUUAGACGUGGCUGACUGCGACAUCUGUUUAAAUUUAAAAGAGCACAACAGACAAGUAAAGUUACUGGAAGAGGAGGAGCAUCUUGGAAAUGGAAUGAGGUGUCUAAGUGCAUCAGAGUCAAGUAAUGAGUACCGUUUCCCUCAGUGUGAGUCUGGCCGUCAUUAAAAAUCAAGUGAGGAAUAAUUAUUGGUUAAAUUGGGGACAUAUAUAUAUAUAUUUCUUUACUGCCCAGAAGAGGCUAAACAGGGAGGGGACAAACAAGGACAGACGAAGGGAUUGAGUCGAUUAUACC